Molecule: messenger RNA, 2339 nt
Organism: Spea bombifrons (plains spadefoot toad)
Lineage: Eukaryota; Metazoa; Chordata; Amphibia; Anura; Pelobatidae
Gene: WDR13
Product: WD repeat domain 13
Exons: 10
Coding region: 127-1581 (484 amino acids)
Cellular component (GO): nucleus
Molecular function (GO): protein binding; promoter-specific chromatin binding
Source: RefSeq, a predicted model, not a curated record
GUACAGCCAUGUUGGUGCAGGCAGCAUCCUCCUGGUGACGUCACCCAAGCAGCUGGGCGGAUGGCGCUUCCGGCAGAUCAGGAAUUCCCUGAAGGCUGAGGAGGAGAGGAAACGGCUGUCUGUGGAAUGGCUGCGGUUUGGCAACAGGUGCUGGCAGUGGACGCGAGGUAUAACGCUUACCGGACUCCGACUCACCCCCAGUUCCGCACGCAGUAUAUCCGCCGGCGCAGUCAGCUGCUGCGGGAGAAUGCUAAAGCGGGAUACGAUGCGCUGCUGCGGCGGCAGUACCUGAAAGUGCGGAGUCAGCUCCUCGCUCAGCGCUACGGCCCCCUCUCCGAGCAGAGCAGCUUCCGCGCUCACAGCAACAGCGUGCGCGGCUCCCGCACCACCUUGGACCGCAUGGAGGAUUUGGACGAGGAUCCGCGCUCCCAGGGCGGUCGGGGCCACAGGAGGUCCGUCAGUCGUGGCUCCUACCAGCUCCAGGCGCAAAUGAACCGCGUUGCGCAAGAUGAUCGGGCUCCCGGCAGCCUGGUGCCGACGCCGCUCGCAGAGGCAAGUCGGGCGAUGGCCGGAGACACGACCCUGAGCGAGAAUUACGCUUUUGCCGGCAUGUAUCACAUCUUCGACCAGCACGUGGAUCAGGCCGUCCCCAAGGUGCAGUUUGCUAAUGAUGACAAGCACCUUUUGGCCUGCUGCUCGCUGGAUGGCACCAUCUCUGUCUGCCAGCUGGUGCCCACCCCCCCCGCCGUGCUGCAGACCCUGCGCGGACACACCAGUCCUGUUAGUGAUUUUGCUUGGUCUCUGUCCAAUGACAUCAUCGUGUCCACUUCGCUGGACGGCAGCAUGCGCAUCUGGAACACGCACGAAGGACGCUGCAUCCGCCACAUUCCCGACCCGGACUCCGCCCAAAUGCUGUGCUGCAUCUUCCAGCCAAUCAACAAUAACCUGACAGUGGUCGGGAAUGGGAAGCACAAUGUCCACGUUAUGAAUAUAUCUACGGGAAAGAAGGUUAAAGGAGGCAGCAGUAAGCUCACGGGCCGAGUGCUCUCUCUAUCCUUUGAUUCUGCCGGGCGCAUCCUGUGGGCAGGAGACGAUCGAGGCAGCAUCUAUUCCUUCCUCUUCGACAUGGCCACAGGCAAACUGACUAAGGCCAAGCGGCUGGUGGUGUCUGAAGGCAAGGCCAUCACCAGCAUCUCUGCCCGCUCCUGGAUCAGCCGUGAAGCCAGGGACCCUUCCCUUCUCGUCAACGCCUGCAUCAACAAACUGCUCCUGUACAGGGUCGUGGAUAACGAGGGGACAUUACAACUAAAAAGAACCUUUCAGAUCCAGCAGACGGCUCAUUCUGUCCGCAGUAUUUUCUGCCCUCUCAUGUCCUUCAGACAAGGGGCCUGCGUGGUGACCGGCAGCGAGGAUAUGUGCGUUUACUUCUUUGACGUGGAACGAGCCACAAAGGCCAUCGUGAACAAGCUGCAGGGACAUAGCGCGGCCGUCCUUGGCGUGAGCUUCAACUGCGACGAAAGUCUUCUGGCGUCCAGCGAUGCCAAAGGGAUGGUGAUCGUCUGGAGACGGGAGCAGAAGUAGGACUCCGAGGGCGACUGUUCAAUGCGGCUGCAGUCCUCCUGACGUGGGUCCCCAGCCGGGUGGAGACUCGGGGCCCCGAUGCACGUAGCCAUUUAUUUAUUAUGAUUUUGGUGGCCUCUCGCAGGGCUGUGGUACGAUUCUGAUGUCCGGCCUGUAGGUUCAUGGAAACGUCGUGGGCUGUUGGGAAUCAAUCGUUCGGCGGACUCCACUUUCUUCAGGGGCAGUUACAUGCGUCUUCUCCAAAUAAACUGCCCCAUCCUCACCUUUCUCCAGGGGCUUCUUAUUUCUGCCCCGGUACGGAUCAGCAGUCACGUGGUUAAUGGUUGGAGCUCCAGCUCCUGCAUCUUACAUCCUUCCAUGAAGCCCAUUCCAACGUGUCUGCCGAUAUGAAUUUGUACUAUUAAUUGUAAUGCAUUAAAAGAUGCUUAAGGCCCUACACUGCUGGGGGCUGCAUCCCUGUGUCCACCACUCAUAAAAACCAGAAAUAAAUGGGAGAAGGAAAAGGACCAGUCCUUCAGUAAAACCUAUCCCUAUAGGACACGUUAACAAUGGAAGAGACAAUGUACUGAGCAGCUACACAACCCUCAGCCCAUCACAUGCACGCGGGUCUCGCAACCAGGACGCUGUGUAUAUAUAUAUGUAGAUGUAGGUAUACAUACAUAUAAAAUCUUUCAAGACUGUGGAGGUUCUGUAAGGUUAUGCAGCUCUUCGUAUUGUUCUGUGUUGACCCAAUAAAAAAAAAAAGCUAUAAACUCCAA